UGCAGGCCGCCAAGACCGAGAACGUGCCGGGUGUGGACGAGUUCUUUCUCUACAAGCUGGAGGCUGGAACUGUGACGGACAUGACGCCGAAUCUCUUGUGGGGAUCCGCGCUGCGUCAGUUCAAGCCCAUCGAGGAGAUCGGCGUGGCCAAGUUUGUGGAGAAGGAAGGGGUGAACAUGGACAAAGACAUUGGCGAGCUGAUCGAUCGAACUCAUGUCCUGGUCGACAGGGCGCAGAACCGGGUCUACAGCGAGAUGCUGAGUCAGACAGACCUCGUCUCGGGCACCAACUCCUUCUACACGCUUUAUUUGCUCGAGUCCGACAAGGACUCCGGCGGCAGCUGCUACUGGGUGUGGCGGAAGUGGGGCCGAAUAGGCGUCAGCCAGGGCGGCAAGAAGUUAGAGGAGUUCAAAACGAACAAGUCCGCCGCCAUAGCGCAGUUCGGAAAGCUCUACACGGAGAAGACGGGCAACACCUAUGGUCACAAAGCCACGGAGUUUGUGCAGAAGCCCGGGAAGUUCGGGCGGAUCGAUCUGCAGCACAAGGCCCUUCAGAAGAAGAAGGCCAAGACGGAGGACAACGAGGUGAACCCGUCCCAAGAGGAGGUGGAGGGUGGCCAGGUCUUGGGCCAGCUCUCCAAGGCGGCGAUCGAGAGGGGAAACGCGGUCCUGGAUCAGAUUGAGAACAUCCUGUCUGAGCUCGCCGAAGGAGCCGCGCCCAGCGCGGUGCAGAAGGCCAAGAUCAACGCCCACUCCGCAGAGUUCUACGCGCUGAUCCCGCACAACUUUGGACUGAAGGCACCACCGCCCAUCGCGACACAGGACCUCUUGGGCGCCGAGCGCGCCACGCUGCAGUUCUACCUCCGCAUGGGCUUCGAAGAGAUCGGCGGCGAGGAGGAGGAGAAGCUCACGCCCAUCAGCGGAGUGAUGGAGCUGGCCUUGCCCAAGACCUUGGCGGAUGGGUGCAAGGGCAUCUGCGGGAAGAAGGACGUUGACAGCUGCACCAAGAAGGGCGAUGCCCUACAGAAGAAGAAAGCUGGAAAGCCGGUGAAGCCCAUGAACAAGGACCUCUACGGAUCCAUCCUGCUUUACACCUCCAACGCCAUCUACAAGCAGCUGAACAAGGCCUUGCGCGACGAGGACCGGGACAAGGUGGGCUCCUUCUUCCCCUACCUGCGGAUCCUCUUCGAAGCCUGCGCCAGGCUGCCCGCGAAAGAAGUCACGCUCUGGCGCGGGGUGGGCGUGGACCUCUACGACCAGUACAAGGUUGGUAGCACCAUCACCUGGUGGGGCGUAUCCAGCUGCACCAGCGACAAGAACGUCGCCAACAACUUUGCCAAAGGCUGCGCCGGAGCGUCAACGGUGCUUACGGUCGAGACGCAGACCGCCACCGAAAUCUCCGAGUUGAGCUUCUACACCAACGAGUCCGAGAGCAUCCUGCUGCCGGGCACGCAGCUCAAGGUCCUGUCAUCCGAGAAGAAGGGCAAGACUGCGCACAUCAAGCUGAAGGAGGUUGGGCGUCAGGUCGGCUGAGGCGGCUCCAGGAGAGCGGGAGGCGUCUCUCUCGUUUUCAAGCGCCUCGCUGCUGUUUGCUUCCAUCCUUGGGCUCUCGGUCAUCGAUUCCGCCCGGCGGCAAGAGAUGGAUCCUAGGUAGCUCCCCGGUCGUUUCCUCUUCGGGAA
Molecule: messenger RNA, 1679 nt
Organism: Effrenium voratum
Lineage: Eukaryota; Dinophyceae; Suessiales; Symbiodiniaceae
Source: the annotation of a GenBank genome assembly